Microtus ochrogaster (prairie vole) is the source of this 2229-nucleotide messenger RNA. RefSeq names its product keratin 77 (gene Krt77). Lineage: Eukaryota; Metazoa; Chordata; Mammalia; Rodentia; Cricetidae. Gene Ontology annotation, molecular function: structural constituent of skin epidermis. Gene Ontology annotation, biological process: intermediate filament organization; keratinization. The record is from RefSeq and is a predicted model, not a curated record. Gene Ontology annotation, cellular component: keratin filament.
AUGAGUCACAGGUUUAGCUCCCAGUCUGCUUUUAGCUCGAGGAGCAGGAGGGCCUACAGCAGCAGGUCCUCCUCGGGCUUUGGCGGUGGGCGACAGGUUGUGGGAUCGGUGUGCCAGUCACGCGGGAGGUGCAGUGGCGGUGGUUAUGGAGGGGGGUUUAGCUCCCGAAGUCUCUACAAUCUGGGCGGUAGUAAAAGCAUCUUUGGAAGCCUAGUAGGGAGAAGCGCGAGUGGUUUUUGCCCUGGGGGAGGAGCAGGAGGAUUUGGAGCAGGAAGAAGUUUUGGGGGUGGUGGCUUUGGAGGCGGUGGCUAUGGUGGUGGCAGAUUUGGAGGUGGCUUUGGGGGUGCUGGAUUUGGUGCUGGAUUUGGUGGGUUUGGCGGAUUUGGUCCGUCUUUUCCUCCUGGGGGUAUCCAUGAGGUGACUAUUAACCAGAGCCUCCUGGAACCCCUACACCUGGAGGUAGACCCUGAAAUUCAAAGGGUCAAGAACCAGGAGCGUGAGCAGAUCAAGACUCUCAACAACAAGUUUGCUUCCUUCAUCGACAAGGUGCGCUUCCUGGAGCAGCAGAACCAGGUGCUACAGACAAAAUGGGAGCUGCUGCAGCAGGUGAACACCACGACUCGAACAAGCAGCCUGGAGCCCAUCUUCGAGAGUUACAUCAGCCAACUGCAGAGGCAGGUGGAUUUCCUGAACUCUGAGCGGUCGCACCAAAACUUGGAGAUCAGGAGCAUGCAGGAUGUCGUGGAGGACUACAAGAGCAAGUAUGAGGAUGAAAUCAACAAGCGGACCAAUGCUGAGAACGACUUUGUUGUUAUGAAGAAGGAUGUGGAUGCUGCUUUCAUGGGCAAAUCAGACCUGCAGUCCAAAGUGGACACGCUGUAUGGGGAGGUCAACUUCCUGAAAUAUCUAUUUGAUACGGAGCUGUCCCAGAUGCAGACACACAUCAGUGACACCAAUGUCAUCUUGUCGAUGGACAACAAUCGCUCCCUGGACCUGGACAGCAUCAUCGAUGCAGUGCGAGUCCAAUAUGAGCUGAUCGCACAGAAGAGCAAGGAUGAGGCCGAGGCACUGUACCAGACCAAGUACCAGGAACUGCAGAUCACAGCCGGGAAACAUGGAGAUGACCUGAAGAACAGCAAGAUGGAGAUCUCAGAGCUCAACCGCAACAUCCAGAGGCUGCAGGCGGAGAUCAACAGCGUCAAGAAGCAGAUCGAACAGAUGCACGGAUCCAUUUCCGAUGCAGAGGAGAGAGGAGAAAGGGCUCUCCAGGAUGCAAAGCAAAAGCUGCAAGACAUGGACGAGGCUCUCCAACAGUCUAAGGAGGAGCUGGCCAGGCUGCUGAGAGACUACCAGGCAAUGCUGGGGGCCAAGCUGUCCUUGGAUGUGGAGAUUGCCACCUACCGCCAGCUGCUGGAGGGCGAGGAGAGCAGGAUGUCGGGGGAGCUGCAGAGUCAAGUGAGCAUCUCUGUGCAGAGCAGUCAGGUGACUGUAGGCGGCGGCAGCUACGGUGGCGGCAGCGGCGGGGGUUCAGGCGGUUACGGCGGUGGAUAUGGCAGCAGCUCCCGCGGGGGCAGCGGCGGUUACGGAGGAGGAGCAGGCUCCCGCGGGGGCGGCGGGAGCUACGGCUCGAGCAGCAAAAGCAGCAGCAAAUACAGCGGCGGCGGCGGAGGCGGCCGGAGCGGCGGCUCCUCCCGCACUCACAUAGUGCAGACUUCCACCCACAGUUCGCGCAGGCGCGUGGUGGAGUAGCGAGAAAGCGGCUUCAGUACCUCUCCUGCCGCCCUCCCCCGCACGCCCUCCCGGGCUCUCUCACCUACCUUUUCCCAACGGGUCUCAGCAAGCUUCCAGGUCACUUCGCUCUAGAUGGGGAAGCAGGUCAGAUUUACUGCCUUUUUAUUUCGUUAAAGACACAUGGUUACUCCCGCACCCCUCCUCUGUCCCUCCAAUGUCCUGAUCCCCAGGGGUCUUGUCCAGCAACGAAGAAAAAGAGCUUGGAGAACGACUUCACUAGGGGCCUCAGACCCAGGUCCCUUUCCCUCAAACUGGGUAGCUCAGUAAAUAAUAACCCCUCACCCACAGCUGCCUUCCCUCCCAGAAACCUAUUGCAAGGCAAGAUUGUUUAGCGAGGGGCACAUCUGAGACAAGGGCCAUGGGGAGGAGGCUUGCUCUGUAGUCUUAUGCUCCCUGAACUUUGAAGGGCUUGGCAGUUCUGCUUUUUUCUACAAUAAA